AUGAGGGGACUCGGAUGGAGCAACUGGGGGGGAGCUUGUGGGACGCAGUGGCCUUCUCUCCCCCCUCCUUUUUUUUUCCUCUCCUCUCCAUCUUUACCGACACCCGACAGAAACCGCUCAAUGUGCUCCACAGACCUUAACCUAUACGGACGACCAACCACAGACAGCACCCAGCAAAUCUUGAGAUACGAUAAACGCCCAUAUCAUUCCAACGACCUCCCCUACCAACUCACCUAUAAACAUUACCAUAGACAGCUACGAUACCCACCACUACACAAAAGUAAGAUCCCCGCUCAAAUCAUCAACAUGGACACCAAGAUGAAUCCAGGGUAA
Messenger RNA from Pelobates cultripes (western spadefoot toad), 333 nucleotides. The record is from the annotation of a GenBank genome assembly. Lineage: Eukaryota; Metazoa; Chordata; Amphibia; Anura; Pelobatidae.